CAUUAAAUCAUCAGCUAAGGUCUCGUUCUGCACUGGCGUGCUGAGGCAGCAGGGCACAGGAAUGAAAGUGCUUCUUGGGCAUGUCGAGAAUCCUACUCUUGUCCUCAUGUGGAAAUAGUAGGGCUAUAUGGAGUGCACAGUAAAACGCCUGCAUGACCUGGUCUGCCCGUGCUGUCAGAGAGCACUGGUUGUGAAUCACAGCUUUAGCUCCUGCUGACCAGGACGCUUGUCUGUGCUGGGUGUGCGCCGUGCCCCACUUGCUCUGUGGCAAUAGGAAACCGUGUGGGAGCCAGCAGCGCUGAGCGAGGUGCACAGGGGCUGCGAGUCAAGCGGAGGAGAUGGUCCUUGGUGCGGUCUUCUUGAGCUGAAAGGAUGAAAAUUGGCAAUUGGAAAGUCACCACCACUGUCCUAAGUUUCAUCCUAACUUCUGGAGUUCCGGUUGAUGUCUUCAGGUGGAUGAGCCUGUGAGAGUGUCUGCUGUCCAUGAUUUAGGCAGUGGCUUGGAACAUGAAUCAUUAGCGGGAUGGUCGGCCACCGAAGCUGCAAUGUCGUCCCUGACGACCUCCAGUGAGGGAGAGAACUCCACUCCCAGGUUUGUUGUCGGUUCCAGGGAUGACGAGACAGACUUUCUGGGAUCAAACAUGAAGACAGACGAAACCGAUUUCUUUGAAGAUGAUGAAGAGGAGGAGUCGCCACCGGAGCGGCAAAUUGUGGUCGGAAUCUGUGCCAUGACCAAAAAGUCCAAGUCAAAGCCCAUGACACAGAUUCUGGAGCGUCUGUGUAAAUUUGAGUAUAUCACAGUGGUGAUUAUGGGGGAGGACGUUAUUCUGAAUGAGCCUGUGGAGAACUGGCCCUUGUGUGACUGUCUGAUAUCGUUCCACUCCAAAGGAUUCCCCCUGGAUAAAGCGGUUGCUUAUGCCAAGCUGUGCAAGCCAUUUCUUAUCAACGACCUUGACAUGCAGUAUUAUAUCCAGGACAGGCGUGAAGUGUAUCGGAUCCUUCAGGAGGAGGGAAUAGACUUACCUCGCUAUGCUGUUCUCAAUCGAGACCCUGAUAGACCAGAAGAGUGCAACUUGGUGGAAGGAGAAGACCACGUGGAGGUGAAUGGAGCUGUUUUCCCAAAGCCAUUUGUAGAGAAGCCAGUCAGUGCUGAAGACCAUAACGUGUAUAUUUACUACCCAACGUCAGCAGGCGGGGGCAGCCAGCGGCUCUUCCGCAAGAUUGGCAGCCGGAGCAGCGUGUACUCCCCAGAGAGCAGUGUGAGGAAGACGGGCUCCUACAUUUACGAGGAGUUCAUGCCUACAGAUGGCACUGAUGUAAAGGUGUACACUGUUGGGCCGGACUAUGCCCACGCAGAGGCUCGCAAAUCCCCUGCUUUGGAUGGGAAGGUUGAACGGGACAGUGAAGGGAAAGAAAUCCGUUACCCAGUCAUGCUGACUGCCAUGGAGAAACUAGUUGCCCGGAAAGUCUGUGUAGCCUUUAAGCAAACGGUGUGUGGGUUCGACCUCCUGCGGGCAAAUGGCCACUCUUUUGUUUGCGAUGUGAAUGGCUUCAGUUUUGUGAAGAACUCUAUGAAGUAUUAUGAUGACUGUGCCAAAAUCCUUGGAAAUAUAAUCAUGCGGGAACUGGCUCCCCAGUUUCAUAUUCCCUGGUCCAUCCCAACAGAGGCAGAAGACAUUCCCAUUGUCCCCACAACUUCAGGCACCAUGAUGGAGCUUCGUUGUGUUAUUGCAGUCAUCCGGCAUGGAGAUCGCACCCCAAAGCAGAAGAUGAAGAUGGAAGUUAAGCAUCCCCGGUUCUUUGAAUUAUUUGAGAAAUAUGAUGGCUACAAGACGGGGAAGUUGAAGCUGAAGAAGCCAGAGCAGCUACAGGAAGUGCUGGACAUCGCACGGCAGCUUGUGGUGGAGCUGGGAACCCACAGUGACUGUGAGAUUGAGGAGAGGAAAUCCAAACUGGAGCAGCUGAAGAGUGUCUUGGAAAUGUAUGGACAUUUUUCUGGCAUUAACCGUAAGGUCCAGUUGACCUAUCUGCCUCACGGACAUCCAAAAGCUGCAAGUGAAGAUGAAGAAGCUCGCCGAGAGUCUUCCCCAUCCCUUCUCCUGGUGCUUAAGUGGGGUGGAGAGCUGACACCAGCAGGAAGAGUCCAGGCAGAAGAGCUGGGGAGGGCCUUUCGCUGUAUGUACCCUGGUGGCCAAGGUGAUUAUGCUGGUUUCCCUGGAUGUGGCUUGCUCAGGCUGCACAGUACCUACCGUCAUGAUCUCAAGAUCUAUGCCUCAGAUGAGGGACGAGUUCAGAUGACAGCAGCAGCUUUUGCAAAGGGUCUGCUGGCCCUGGAAGGAGAGCUGACCCCCAUCCUGGUGCAAAUGGUGAAAAGCGCCAAUAUGAAUGGUCUCCUGGACAGUGACAGCGAUUCCCUGAGCAGCUGUCAACACAGAGUGAAGGCACGACUGCAUGAAAUCAUGCAGAAGGAUGCAGAGUUCUGUGAAGAGGAUUAUGAAAAGCUAGCGCCCACAGGCAGUGCCUCUCUGCUCAACUCCAUGACAUUCAUCCAGAACCCAGUAGAGGUCUGCAACCAGGUUUUCACCCUGAUUGAGAACCUCACCUCCCAGAUAAAAAAACGUCUGGAAGAUCCAAAAUCUGCAGAUCUGCAGCUGUACCACAGUGAGACUUUAGAGCUGAUGCUGCAACGCUGGAGUAAGCUGGAGCGAGAUUUCCGCAUGAAGAAUGGGCGCUACGACAUCAGCAAGAUCCCUGAUAUCUAUGACUGCAUCAAGUAUGAUGUACAGCACAACUGUGCACUGAAACUGGAAGGCACAGCUGAACUCUUCAAACUCUCCAAAGCCCUGGCAGAUGUAAUCAUACCCCAGGAAUAUGGGAUUAAUAAGGAGGAAAAACUGGAGAUUGCUAUUGGCUUUUGUCUUCCUCUCAUUAAAAAGAUCCAGUUGGACCUACAAAGAACCCAUGAAGAUGAGUCUGUCAACAAACUACAUCCCUUGUACUCAAGAGGAGUUCUGUCACCAGGUCGCCACGUCCGGACACGACUCUACUUCACCAGUGAGAGCCAUGUGCACUCUCUGCUGAGUAUCUUCCGCUAUGGGGGGCUCUUGGAUGAAAACAAAGACCAGCAGUGGAAGAGAGCCAUGGACUAUUUGGGUGCUAUCUCAGAGCUGAACUACAUGACCCAGAUUGUUAUCAUGCUCUACGAGGACAACAACAAGGACCCGUCUUCAGAAGAGCGUUUCCAUGUGGAGCUGCAUUUCAGCCCUGGUGUGAAAGGCUGUGAGGAAGACAGAAACGUGCCCACGGGGUUUGGCUUUCGUCCUGCCUCAGCGGAGAAUGAGGACAAGAAGGCAGACCAAGGCAGCCUGGAAGACCUCUCCAAAGAAAAGGCCAUCGAAAGGUCUCCGCAGCCUUCUGAGCCAGUCAGCAUCCAGCGAAGAUCUCCGCUGAUCAGGAACCGGAAGACUGGGUCCAUGGAGGUGCUAUCUGAGUCUUCUUCCAAAUCAGGAGGUUAUCGCCUCUUCAGCACUUAUUCCAGGCAAUCUUCUGAGAUGAAGCAAAGUGGCUUAGGGUCACAAUGCACCGGCCUGUUUAGCACCACUGUGCUGGGAGGCUCCUCCAGUGCCCCCAACCUCCAGGACUACGCACGCAGCCAUGGCAAAAAGUUUGCCAGCAGCCUGACGUACAAAGACGAGCUCUUGUCUAUGCCAGCCGUAAAACGAUUUUCUGUGUCGUUUGCAAAGCAUCCAACUAAUGAUGCGUUUGAGCACCACCAUGUUGCCCAGUUGCUGCGCCGUUUUUCCUCUGACUAUGCCACGAGCCGGAACAUCUCCCUGGAUGCCACUCUAGCCCAUCACCUCCAGCAGUGCUCCUACCACCUGCGCCUCUUCAGGAGCUGGCUGAUCUCAGGGCAGGAUGACUUGGAGUGUCUUUACGGUUUUGAAGGCUGUUCCAUGGUUCCCACCAUUUAUCCCCUGGAGACCCUGCACAACUCCCUCUCUUUGCGACAGGUCAACGAGUUCCUGACAGCUGUGUGCAAGAGUUGCAGUGAAUCGCAUGUGCAGUCCACCGCAGCUUUGUUUGAUUCCAUGAUUGGCAGCCAGAUACCAGGAGACCCCUUUAUGUCCCAGCGCAUCCUGUCAUCAUCCUCUUUGCCGUUGCGCCAGCGCUCGGAUAAGCCCCCUUGGUACAGCAGUGGCCCCUCCAGUACUGUCUCCAGUGCGGGCCCAUCCUCCCCAACCUCUGUGGACAGCGGCGCUCGGUUCAGCUUCAUGGAGAAACUUUCUGUCAGUCCCCCCAAAAGCGAGGAGCAGCUGACGAGCCAGUCCCCUGCACAAGGAGAGGGGCAGCUUGCAAGCAGUGAGCUUGACCCUGAUGUGGGGAUGUCUGGGUUGUUGGUGGUGGAGCCAAUCAUCCCAGAGACCCUGGCCUGGAAUAAGGUUCCAGAGCCAGACAGGCUCCUGGACCUGAGCAAGAACGAGCUGGCAGAGGAGGACUCUAACCCAGAAGAGAAGAGUGUGGUGGAGCUGGAUGAAGAAGAAUCAGCUGGGGAAAUAUUAGAGCCAAGUAAGCCAGGGGACCCGAAGUGUGGUGCAGGGUCUGGUGUAAGGCUGGCUGGGGAGAGAGCGGAGCCAGGUGAGGAGUGUGCAGUGGGAGUGGCUGGCCUGGGACUAUCGGAGGAGAGCUUGGUGUCCUGUGAAGAGGAGGAGCUGCUGGGAGAGGUGUUGGACCCAGAGCAUAUGGGCAAGGUGCUGCUGGGGGACAGUGCUCUGCCAGGUCAGCUUCUGUCUGGUCACCCCUGCCAGGGGCAGCCACUACCUCCAGAAAAACAUGUGGAGGGUCUGCAGUCGCUCUGUCAGGAGGAUCAGCAGAAUUAGAGGCUCACUGGACAGCACGCUGCAAGUGCUUCUGGCCUGGAGGCAGCCCACCUUCCUGCACAGCCCCUCCUGCAGCUGGCUGGUCACAGCACAAGACAUGUCUCAAGGCCACCAGACUCCGGGAUGUGGACGAGUCUGCUCUGCUCCUCCACAAGCCAGGUCUUUGCCAUUCAGCGAGAGACAAUGUCCCAUCUGCCCUGUUAAAAGAACAACAAAUGCAGUCUUGGUACUGGCAGAGCACCUCUGUUGGGCUGCAUUGACAUCUCAAGGGCUGUGUGCUCUCUGGGACAGCAGAGUUAGAGGAUUUGUGCAACCAAGGCUUUAGGGGUGGUAGUUCCAAAGGGGACAGAUGCUCCCUUGAGAUCUUUUGGCCCACGGCCUUCAGAGAAAGGCAUUUUGGGCCUAAAGCAGUCAGAUCCGUCACAACCACCAACCUCCUCUCUGUUCCUUCCUGCUUCCUCUCUCAAUUCUCACCACUGGCCACCGAAAACGGGUCCAGAGAGUCCAUGGUAGGAAGACUAGGAGAAGCAGAAAGCAUUCUGAAUGAGCAUGGGAAAGGGAGUAAUGAGGAGAUCAGGUUCAAGACUGCUGCUUGCAAGAAUGCCUCUUUGGCAUGGACUUCAAUGUUUCCUGUUUGGCCAGGGCAGGCAGGAGCCUGCAGGUCCAGCCUGAGAGGGGUGAGCAGGGAGGACACACACGGGUUUUUUUUCUAGUCCCCAAGGGUCAGGCAGGGUGCAGCUCUGAAGUCUUGGUGACAGAAAUUCAAAGAAACUGCUAUAUGAAAAAAUAUCAGGAUUAUUAGAAACAAAUAAGGAAAUCUUUAUUAUAUAUAAAAUGAAAAAUAUUUAAUACAUAUUUAUGUAAAUGACUUGUGAGCACAAGCCUGAGGGCAAGACUGACACGAGUGUCCCUGCUGUGUCCUGAGUGCUGGCCAGGGCUGUGCCUCCUGCGCCUGCGUAUUUAUGGACAAGUCCGUGUGUUUGUCUGUAGCUAGGAUCUGUGUUUUUGUGCAGCUGUGCCCAAAGAUCUCCACGCUGUGUUGUGAUGAUACGUGUUCACAGUAAAUCUACGCUGUGGGUCUGGGCUUCUCUCUCUGUCUGGUGCUGACUCGCGCAGCAGUCUCUGUAUGCCAGAGCUUGCCAGCGCCUGGACCAGUGAGCCUUGCUUGUUUUCUACCAUCCUAGGAGAGGCACUGUCCCACCUGAAGUGAGUGUACAGGCCUGGGGCUUUGCUCAAGAAUCAUAGAAUGGGUUUGAGUUAGGAGGGACCCUAAAGAUCAUCUAAUCCCAACCCCCCUGCUAUGGGCAGGGACAUCCCGCUAGAUCAGGCUGCCCAAGGCCCAUCCAAGCCGGCCUUGAACACCUCCAGGGAUGGGGCAGCCACAGCUUCCCUGGGCAGCCUGGGGCCCAGGGCCAGGGCCUCCACACCCUCACUGUGAAGAAUUUUCUCCUUAUGUCAAGACUAAAUCUGCCCCUCUCCAAUUUACAGCCACGCCCAUUCAUCAUAUCACUCCAUGCCCUCCCCAGCUUUCUUGUAGCCCCCUCAGGUACUGGAAGGUCGCUAUAAGGUCUCCUCGGAGCCUUCUCUUCUCAAGGCAAGACACCUCUUUUUUCACCUCCAUGGAAGCACUGGUCUUACUGGGGAGGAGAUCUUGGCUUCCAUGGUCCCAGGGUGUUUUGUGGUCAAACAAAGAUGCUGGGGCAGUGUCUUCUGCUCCUUUCACUUGGUCUACAUCUUCUCAUGAGCUCCAAGCAUGUGUUGGGUACCGUGUCCUCUUCCUCAUGACUGAUAAUCCCCAGCUGCCAGUUUGACCAUUGGACCCAGCAUCCGCUGUUGGGCACAGCUCCUUCAGUGGUGGCGUGAGCAGGUCACAAAGCUGGGGCUUCUGGGCUGAGGGCCUGGCUCUUGAGUGCUCCUGCCUCACAGCUAGAAGCUCGAUGUUUCUGGGGCCCUGGAACCUUCAGGACUUUACUGCGUACAAACACCUGCCCGUCUGCUCCCUGGCAUUGCAAGGAAAUGGCCCAGGGAUUCUCCAGUGCCAUCUGCCCUCCUGCCGUGCUGUUGUGCAGCACAGGAGACACACCAGGGGCCUGGAGAGUGCGUUGUCAUUGGGAACCCUUCCCUUUUCACACUGAGGAAAGCAGCUGCACCGUCCUGUGCUCCCACAGCUUGGCAGGGCAACACAAGUGCUGCUGCUCCAGCUGCUGCUGUCAUGGCAGCAGAGCACCCAGUGGCCUUCUCAGUGGGCACCGAAAGCCACGGUCUGCAAGAAGGGAUGGCUGAGUGCUGUGGCAGCCGAGUUCCUGGGUAGGUUACUUAACAGUGUUUUCCCAAUCUUUAGCCCAUUUCUCUCCCCUGUGAAUGAAAAGGGAAUGAUGCUGGGAAGCAGCUGCGGCUCUGCGGCUCAGGGAGAGCUCAGGCCUGGGAGAGAAUCAUAGAAUCAUUAGGCUGGAAAAGACCUUAAACAUCACCAACUCCAGCCAUACCUGUCUACUGCUGGACAUGGUUUUUGUGGUAAAACAUACACACCGCCGUAUCCCUAAAUUGAGAAUAUUUCUAUGAAUUCUAAUCAGCGCCUCAUUUCAGUCUCUGAAUGCAUCUUUCGGCUGCUGGAGUCCUCUAGCCAGAAAUUAUCUGGCUAUAUUGGUGUUUUGCAUACUGGUAGUUCUGUGAAGUCUGUCCUCCAGUCUGUGGGAUCAGAGGCCAUCAGUGCUUGUGCUGCGGAAGCAAAGUCCUGACCUCAGCGGUAGGUGUUGUCCCGCAGGCAGCUGGGCUACCUGCAGCGAUGCCAGACCAAGGUUUGGUCUCUGCCUGUUCCCUGUGAUGGACAGGCCAAAAAGGGAUUUUAAGAGAGCUGCCUCUGUCAAGGCCCUUUGGCCUGGUGAGUUGCUCUAACACUUCCAAAUGAACGCCUGCAGAGUGUGUUAUGAAAACUGAGCGCUCAUGGAGCAGCUCGAAUGUGCUUCCCUUGGCUUAGCAGCAGCAGGGAGUAAUAACAAAGCCCUCUCGAAGAGAAGGAGGG
Messenger RNA from Cuculus canorus (common cuckoo), 7899 nucleotides. RefSeq names its product diphosphoinositol pentakisphosphate kinase 1 (gene PPIP5K1). Bases 546 to 4877 code for a protein of 1443 amino acids. The transcript is spliced from 32 exons. Gene Ontology annotation, cellular component: cytosol. Gene Ontology annotation, molecular function: inositol hexakisphosphate kinase activity; diphosphoinositol pentakisphosphate kinase activity; 5-diphosphoinositol pentakisphosphate 1-kinase activity. Lineage: Eukaryota; Metazoa; Chordata; Aves; Cuculiformes; Cuculidae. The record is from RefSeq and is a predicted model, not a curated record. Gene Ontology annotation, biological process: inositol phosphate biosynthetic process; inositol metabolic process.